Messenger RNA from Puntigrus tetrazona (Sumatra barb), 2617 nucleotides. Its product is annotated as matrix metalloproteinase-18. Gene Ontology annotation, cellular component: extracellular matrix. The record is from RefSeq and is a predicted model, not a curated record. Gene Ontology annotation, molecular function: zinc ion binding; metalloendopeptidase activity. Lineage: Eukaryota; Metazoa; Chordata; Actinopteri; Cypriniformes; Cyprinidae. Gene Ontology annotation, biological process: collagen catabolic process; extracellular matrix organization; proteolysis. The coding region runs from base 1122 to 2540 and encodes 472 amino acids. The transcript is spliced from 10 exons.
AAGUGUCGUCUUUACACUGCAAAAGCAACAUGUAUCCACAGAUCCACUGGCAUUGAGACAAAUGUAAAAGUGUUAAACAUAUAAACAUUUUAUUUCUGUUUUAACAAAAUACAUCUUUCAUUAUAAACCAAAACAUGCACAGAGGUGGCAUUUUUAUAUUUAAAUUAUAUUUAGAUUUAUUUAAAGAGAAAAGCAUAUUGAGUGUUUAAGAGUCUGAGACAGAAGCAGAUGUGGACCGAAUUAAAACACAAUAUAUUAAGGUGUUGGGUUUUCAAAGUCUUUCAUCUGACAGGUGUUUCCAAAAAAAACAAAAGUUAUAUGGUUUAAUGGAUGUUUUUGUCCUUUUUGCUUAAAAGUACAAUUUUACUACAAUGUUUUGGUCCCUUAAGGUGAAAGAAGAAAUAUUCUUGAUCUUCUAAAAUACAUAUGUAUGGUACUAUGGACCGCUUUAAUGGCUAAAAUAUUUCUAAAUUGAAUUGCAUGCAUUUGAUUUGAACAAGUAACUUAUUUUCUCGAUGUCUUAACAUUUUAAACAAUCAACAUGACCAGGAGUAACAGUAUGAUUUUUUUUACCCUGAAUUAUGUAAAAAAAGCAUACAAUUUUCCAAAAUAAUUCGGUAUAGUAAGGAAAUGCAACUUGUCACGAAUCUUACACCCCUGCCCUAUUUACAGACGUAAUAUCUACUUUUAUAGCACUGAUUUAUGAUAUUAUAAACUUUAAUGCUUUCAUAUUUCAUUUUGAUAGUGUGUUUAAUAAAUAGUUGUAGACUGACUAUAGUGAAAAUGCCAAAACUUUUUUACAAAGAGAAACAGACAUGUUCCUGCACAUUGAGAGAUUUUUCACUGUGCGCUUUCAGCUAUCUUAAAGAAUAAAAAGAAGAAAAUAAAAAAACGAGAGCUCCUCCUGCACCCCAAAACACCACAGGGCUGAAUCUUUACAUGCAUGUUUUGGUUUAAACUUUUGGAUAGUUUACGUACCGUAACAUGUAAUCAAUGCUAAAAUACCUGUGUGCUGCUUGUUUUGACUUGAGUGUGCAUUUAAAUCAGGCGGUCUGUUUCACGUCUGGAUGUGAGGAGAGUUAUACCCGUACAUAAACCCCUUGGUUGAGUUCACGGCGGACAUGGGGAACCUCUGGCUGGGCCUGUUCACGCUGCUGCAGCCUGCUGUUCUGUGCGGCUCCCCGCUGCCGUCUCCAGGACUGUCCGAUCGAGGUGACCUGGAGUUUGCAGAGGUUUACCUGGAAAAAUUCUACAACUAUAAGCCUGUAACUGGCCGACGGGAGCGUGCGGCAGAGCCUGACUCAUUCAGGGUCAAACUGAGGCAGAUGCAGCACUUCUUUGGCUUGGAAGAGAGCGGAGAUGUGGAUCCGCAGACCGUAGCGGCUAUGAGAAGAGCUCGCUGUGGUCUCUCUGACGUAGAGCCGUUCAGAAAGACGAUGAGAUGGACAAACAGAACUCUGACAUACAGAAUCUCCAGACUCAGCUCAAAGUUGACCGCUGCACAGGUCAGGACAGCCUUCAGACAGGCAUGGAAACUCUGGGCUCAAGCGGUGCCUUUGAAAUUCCGCAGACAGAGAAGGUGUGACGCAGACAUCGUCAUUUCCUUCAAUAACAAAGAUCAUGAAGAUGGGUCACCGUUCGAUGGUGAGGGAGGUAUCCUGGCGCAUGCUUUCUUCCCCGGACCAGGCAUUGGUGGAGAUGUGCACUUCGAUGAUGAGGAGGCCUGGACAACAGAUAGCAAGGGCUGUAACCUCCUUGCUGUGGCGGUGCAUGAGUUCGGACACGCUCUCGGCCUUCAACAUUCAUCAGAUCCUGGAGCCAUCAUGUUCCCAGCCUAUAAUUUUGGCUUGCACACUGUUUUGCAACUGUCUUUCCAGGACGUCAAAGAUAUACAGGAAAUUUAUGGUAAAAGGAAAAUCAGUCUGGACAGACUACCUCCGAAAACACCGGAUAAAUGUGAUCCGAGGCUCUCAUUCGACGCCGUCACUGGCAUGCAACAGGAGCUGGUUUUCUUUAGAGACAGGUUUAUGUGGCGGGUACAUCCCAGCUUUGAGCAAAUAGGAAUCACACUAAUAACCAGUUUGUGGCCUGACCUCCCAGCUCACAUAGAUGCUGCCUACGAGAACGCAAACAGAAACAGCAUGCUAGUUUUCAAAGGCUCUCAGUACUGGGAGGUGAGCUCUCUCCAGGUAAAGCGUGGCUAUCCGAGGAACAUCUCGGAAUUUGGAUUCCCGUCCACUGUUAAGAGCAUCGACGCAGCUUUGUAUUUCCGGGAAACACAUCUCACAGAUUUCUUCACUGGUGGAGAAUGCUGGAGGUUUGAUGAAGAUGCAGGGAGGAUAGUGGAAGGUUUUCCCAAACCUAUCGCACACGAAUGGCCAGGAGUUGAGUCUCCCGUGGAUGCUGCCGUAGCUCAUGAUGGAAAUAUUUACUUCUUCGUGGGACCUCAGCAGCUGGAAUUCAACCCUAAAAUUAGACAAGUAACGAAGACAGCGGCUGCAAACACGUGGCUUCAGUGCCGAGAAAUUAAAAGCAGUUGAUCAGUAACACACCAUUUAUGGUGAUGGGAACCAAAUUGCGAAUUAUUUUGUUGCUUCCACCUUGUCUGGCUCGAUGG